AUGCCUGAACAAAAACAACGAGUUCUUAUUGCUUACUCCGGUGGUCUUGAUACUUCUUGCAUUCUAGUAUGGCUUAUUGAACAAGGUUAUGAAGUACUUGCUUAUAUGGCCGACCUUGGUCAAGAAGAAGACUUUGAAGCUGCUAGACAAAAAGCAUUAAAAAUUGGUGCGAAAAAAGUUUUUAUUGAGGAUUUGAGACGCGAAUUUGUUGAAGAACUCAUUUUCCCUGCUAUUCAAGCCAAUGCCAUUUAUGAAAAUGUGUAUCUUUUGGGUACAUCACUUGCUCGUCCCAUAAUUGCACGGAAUGAUCAAGUUCGUUUCGAAUUAGCUUAUUAUGCAUUGAAACCGGAUAUUAAAGUUAUUGCUCCAUGGCGUAUUCGUGAAUUUUAUGAACGUUUCCCUGGUCGCGAGGCUCUUCUAGUCUAUGCUGCAGAGAAAGGAGUACCAGUUGUCCAAACAGCUUCAAAGCCAUGGUCCACUGACGAAAACUUAUUUCAUAUCUCUUACGAAGCAGGUAUUCUUGAGGAUCCCAAUGUUACUCCACCAAAGGAUAUGUGGAAACUUACUGUGGAUCCUGAAGAAGCACCUAAUACUCCUGAACGUAUCACUAUUACAUUUAAUAAAGGAAUACCUACCAAAGUCGUAAAUCAUAAUGACGGAACUACAGAAACUGAUAUUUUAAAACUCUUCAUUUAUCUUAAUACUAUUGCACGACGAAAUGGUAUUGGAAGAAUUGAUAUUGUUGAAAAUAGAUUUAUUGGUAUUAAGAGUCGAGGAUGUUAUGAAACUCCUGGAGGUACCAUUCUUCGUAUCGCUCAUAUAGAUUUGGAAGGUUUAGUACUUGAUCGUCAAGUUAGAGCUUUGAGAGAUCAAUUUGUUACUCCUCAAUUUUCACAACUUUUGUAUAAUGGUCAAUACUUUUCACCUGAACGUGAAUUCCUUUCCGCAUCACUUUUGGAAAGUCAAAAAUCAGUUAAUGGAGAAGUAAAAUUAAAAUUAUAUAAAGGUAAUGUCAUUGUUGAAGGUCGUAAAUCAGAUACAGAAAAAUUAUAUGAUAUGGAUGAAAGUUCUAUGAGUAUUCAAGGUGGAUUCACUCCUGAUGAUUCUGAAGGAUUUAUCAAAAUCCAAAGCAUAAGAUUAAAGAAAUGGGUGUUUUCAUUAACACACUUGGUAAAAUAUACAUUUGAGGAAUCGAAAAUUAUUAUUAAUGAUCCGAAAAUAGAUUUGAUGUCAAAAUCAGAACCAAUUUUAAGAACUUAUGAUACAAAUAAAAAUUCUCCAUUAUCAGAAAUCAAAAAUGAACUGAGGUUUUCAAAAAUGCACGUUUAUUCACCACAAACAUUAACUGAUCGUAUAUAUCCAUAUUAUUUUCGUGCUAAAAAUGUGUUUAAAUCAGAUGAUGUAACAGUUACUGCAUUCAUAACACAGAAUCGUUUAGAUGAUUUAGUAAGAUUAGCUAAUACGUGGAGAGCUACACUUCAUAUACCAUCAAAAUUAAACAUUGAAGAUCCAGAAAUAUCUAAAACCAUAAAUUCUCUUAAAAUACUUUACAAGAAACAUUCAAAUUUAAGAAAAUUUGUUGAUAUACAUCUUAUAACUGGUUCAGGAAUAAAAGAAAAAAAAAACAAUUUUCCAAUUCCAACCAAUUUUCAUCUUAAUGUAGCAAGAUUUUUUGCACAUACAUCGGUUAAAUUACCGAAUACAAAGAAAGAAAUUAGAGUUAUGGUAAAAGAAGAAAAGAUGGGAAUGCAAGAUUAUGGAUGGGAAUUUAAUAAUGGACCAACCUGUGUAUCAUCAUAUUUUAAAAGUAAAAAACCUUAUAUGAUAGAAGAAUAUGAUUUACAUUAUAGGCCCAAUUUUAUAUCAAAAAAGAAUGGAGGACUUCCUUGGUGUACGGAACGAUUUGAAAACAACAAAGCGGCAUGUUUAUUUCAAAUGUAUCUUAGUGGAUCAAAUUUGUUUGUAAUUCACGAUGGAUUUUUGAUUAAUCAUAAUUUCAACCCUAAUUCUCAUCUUACAAAUCGCAGCGAUCCACAAUGGCAGUGCCUUCUAUAUGCACGCCAAUUUGUAUCGGAAGGAAAAUGGAUGUUACCAAUAGCCAAUCAUGUUAAAGAAGAAUGUCAACGAGUAUUAACAAGUUGGGGAAGUGGACUAAUAAAAAGUGAAUAA
This is a messenger RNA of Diversispora eburnea, 2169 nucleotides long. Lineage: Eukaryota; Fungi; Glomeromycota; Glomeromycetes; Diversisporales; Diversisporaceae. The record is from the annotation of a GenBank genome assembly.